Benincasa hispida (wax gourd) is the source of this 1368-nucleotide messenger RNA. RefSeq names its product SC35-like splicing factor 28 (gene SCL28). Gene Ontology annotation, molecular function: RNA binding. Lineage: Eukaryota; Viridiplantae; Streptophyta; Magnoliopsida; Cucurbitales; Cucurbitaceae. The record is from RefSeq and is a predicted model, not a curated record.
CUUCAUCCCAAAUCCUACCGAUCAUUGGUGGACGUUUAAAUCUCGAAGCGUAGGGUUUAGGGCAUAAUUUAUCUCUAGCUGCCCCUUCAUCUCCCUCCCUCCAAAACAUUCGAAACCCAUCAACAAAGUCAUCUUCAUUCUCCCAAAUCCCGUUAGGGUUAGGGUUUUCACUGCUUCUUUUUCGCGAUUUACCUUUUGCAGGUACUUGGCACCGCUUCGGAUUCCGAGUAAGAGACGGAUAUAGCCAACUAUGGGGAGGUACCGGAGCCGGAGCAGAAGUUACAGCCCUCGCCGGCGUAGUAGAACCCCACCCCGCGGGCGGAAGCGGCAUGACGACGACCCUCGAGACCGGUACCGCGAAAGCAGGUCUCACAGGGACCGUCGCUCUCCAGCUCCUUCUGGGUUACUCGUGCGCAAUCUCCCCCUUGAUGCUAGGCCGGAAGAUCUUAGGAUCCCGUUUGAGCGAUUUGGGCCUGUUAAGGACGUGUAUCUGCCGAAGAACUACUACACUGGGGAGCCCCGAGGAUUUGGAUUUGUGAAGUUUCGGUUUGCAGAAGAUGCGGCUGAAGCAAAACAACAGUUAAAUCAUACAGUUAUAGGUGGGCGGGAGAUACGAAUUGUUUUUGCUGAGGAGAACAGGAAAACUCCUCAAGAAAUGCGGGUGACUUCACGCUCAAGUGGUAGAAGCUACAGAAGGCGUUCUCCGGCAAGGUCUCCAAGACGGCGAUAUCGUUCUUACUCACGCUCACCUUCACCUGCCAGGCACGACUCAAGGAGCCGUGGGGCAAGGGAGGAGUAUCUUUCUCCUGCACGAUCGAGAUCAAUUUCACGUUCUCGUUCCCCUCGUGAUAGGCGGGAUUACAGCCGAUCUCCAACUCCAAAGGAGAAUGGUCGGAGCCCUCGUGAAGUGGACAAUGCACGUAGUAGGUCAAGGAGCCCAAGGGCUGAUAGCCGCAGUCCUUCUGGAUCCCGUUCACGAUCCUAUAGUCCUCGCAGAUAGAGUUUCGGGAUUGUGAAGUGCUUCUGUCGCAGUUCUCGAGAAUUGUUAGUCUGCCUUCAGUUGUGGCCAGAUGAACUACGCCAUUCCAUGCUUUGCAGUUUCUGUAAGGAAUUUUAUUUAUAUUUGAAAGUCGGGAGGCGAGACUUGAGUUAUAGGUUGAAGAACAAAUGUCAUCUUGCUGUUUCUCAAGUAAACUUCAUAUGAAUGGAUGCUGGUACACUUCUACUUGACCUUUACUAGAUUUAGGAUUUUGUUUUCAGUGGAUUUCGUUUUUUGGUUUCUGUACUCUUGUAUAUGCCCAGUGGUUGUAUUUUUGAACUUACGAUGCUCAAAUCUUGAUAUCGAUAGUCUUGUUUGUUUAUUUAUCA